Molecule: messenger RNA, 1184 nt
Organism: Dentiscutata heterogama
Lineage: Eukaryota; Fungi; Glomeromycota; Glomeromycetes; Diversisporales; Gigasporaceae
Source: the annotation of a GenBank genome assembly
GUGGUGGUGUACCAGUAUUUGAUGAAAUUAUUAUUAGUACCAAUAAUCUAAAUAAAAUAAGAGAUUUUGAUCCUAUAUCUGGUACUCUCGUAUGUGAUUCUGGUUGUAUUCUUGAGGCUCUUGAUAGUUAUCUUGCUGAACGAGGUUAUAUGGUACCAUUGGAUUUAGGGGCCAAAGGCAGUUGCCAUAUUGGUGGUAAUGUUGCAACGAAUGCUGGCGGAUUAAGAUUAUUACGGUAUGGUUCUCUACAUGGCAAUGUAUUAGGAUUGGAAGUGGUGCUUCCCAAUGGAACCAUAUUGGAUAAUCUUUCUACACUUCGCAAAGAUAAUACUGGCUAUGAUCUUAAACAGUUAUUCAUCGGUUCAGAAGGUACGCUGGGUAUAAUUACUGGGGUUUCAAUUUUAACACCAAGGCGUCCCAAGUCGGUUAACGUUGCUGUAUUUUGCUUAAAUUCUUUUCAAAAUGUUCAAGAAGCAUUUAUCAUAUCCAAAGGAGAAUUAACGGAAAUUUUAUCAGCUUUUGAAUUUUGGGAUAUUCACUCGCUAAGACUGGUAAAAAAUCAUUUCUUUCAAGAAACAAAAUUUCCUUUAGAAGACAAAUAUCCUUUCUACGUUUUAGUUGAGACUAGUGGUUCCAAUAAGGAUCACAACGAAGAAAAACUUCACAAUUUUAUGGAAAUUUUAAUGGAAAAAGGAAUUGUCGAAGAUGGUGUUGUCGCACAAGACAAUACACAACUUCAAAAUCUAUGGUCAAUUAGAGAAGGGAUACCUGAAGCUGGUAGUAAGUCUGGUUCUGUAUAUAAAUAUGAUCUAUCUAUACCAGUGCCAGUUUUCUACAACAUAGUCGAAGAUAUAAGCAAGAGGUUAAAGGAUGCUGGUGUAUUUGGCAAGGAUAAACUUGUAACGGAUGUUAUGGGAUAUGGUCACAUUGGUGAUGGUAAUAUACACUUAAAUAUCGUCUCAAAAUCAUAUUCCCUUGAGAUAACCAAAUUGAUAGAGCCUUAUGUCUACGAAUGGACAGAAAAACACAAAGGAUCCAUAUCAGCAGAGCAUGGUUUAGGUCUAAUGAAAGCUGGUUGUAUAGGAUAUUCUAAAUCACAGAAAAUGAUCAACAUUAUGAAGCAGAUAAAACAAAGUAUUGAUCCAAACGGUAUCAUGAAUCCUUAUAAGUAUAUUUAUGAUUAA